This is a messenger RNA of Gastrolobium bilobum, 1650 nucleotides long. Its product is annotated as ribulose-1,5 bisphosphate carboxylase/oxygenase large subunit N-methyltransferase, chloroplastic. The record is from RefSeq and is a predicted model, not a curated record. The transcript is spliced from 15 exons. NCBI's taxonomy places the organism in Eukaryota, Viridiplantae, Streptophyta, Magnoliopsida, Fabales, Fabaceae. Gene Ontology annotation, molecular function: protein-lysine N-methyltransferase activity; protein binding. Gene Ontology annotation, biological process: peptidyl-lysine monomethylation. The coding region runs from base 103 to 1509 and encodes 468 amino acids.
AGGAGCAACUGGAGUUCGGGAUAGGCCACCAUUGUUGCCUGCGUCGGGCAGAGUGAACGACUGAGCGACGUCGUAUUUAAUACUCGAAUCUCUGCAUUUGCAAUGCUACUUCGUGCUUGCACUGCAAACCUCCUUUGGUCUCUGCACGCCGUUUUCAACACCCAUCAGUCUCAUCGUCUUCACCCAUUUCCCAUUUGCCUCAAGUUCUAUUCUUUGGCCCCACCCCAGGUUUAUGGCCACUUGGUCGACAAUUGUAGCGAUUUUUUGCCAUGGUUGGAGCGGAAAGCUGGUUCUAGGAUUUCGUCAUCGCUAUCGAUUGGGAAUUCUUCAUACGGAAGGUCUCUGUUUGCUUCUAAGAUAAUACAAACUGGAGAUUGCAUUUUAAAGGUUCCUUUCAGUGCGCAAAUAACUGUGGAUAAUCUCCUUCCUGAAAUCAGAGCUUUAAUCGCCGAGGAAGUUGGAAAUAUUGCGAAACUUGCCAUUAUUAUUCUAAUUGAGCAGAAAUUGGGUCAGGGCUCUGAGUGGGAUCCUUAUAUCAGCUGUCUUCCACGGCAGGGAGAGCUGCAUAAUACGAUAUUUUGGAAUGAAAGUGAGUUGGAGAUGAUUCAUCAAAGUUCAGUUUAUCAGGAAACUAUUAACCAAAAGUCUCAAAUUGAAAAGGACUUUUCGGCAAUCAGCCCUGUUUUUGAAUGUUUCUGUCAAAGUCUUGGAGAUUUUACUUACAAGGACUUCAUGCAUGCUUGCACACUAGUUGGUUCUCGAGCAUGGGGAAGCACAAAGGGUUUAUCUCUGAUUCCAUUUGCAGAUUUUUUAAACCAUGAUGGGAUUUCAGAAGCAAUUGUAAUGAGUGACGAGGACAAACAAUGCUCAGAAGUUACGGCAGAUCGUAACUAUACUCCUGGUGAACAGGUACUAAUAAGUUAUGGAAAGUUUUCAAAUGCUACAUUGAUGCUGGACUUUGGUUUUACAAUUCCGCAAAACAUUUAUGAUCAGGUUCAGAUCCAGUUUGAUAUACCUAAGCAUGAUCCACUGCAUGACAUGAAGUUGGAACUCUUGCAGCAAAACUCUGUGCCUCCAAACAGAGAUAUGAAGGACUUGAAGUACUCUGUGAAUUCCUUCACAAUCAAGGAAGUGAGGUCUGCUAGGGGAAAAGGAAAGGGUCUUCCACAAUCACUUCGUGCACUUGCUCGUGUUCUUUCUUGUACCACUCCUCAGGAACUUAACGAUUUGAUGAUGGAAGCUGCACAAAAUGAUGGUCGGAUGGCUAGACGCCCUCUACAGGAUAUCAACAAAGAGAUUCAAGCACACAUGAUGUUGUCAUCAUUUUUCACUCAAUUAAUUGAGGAGCGCAAUGCAACUAUUAUGGCAUUGGAUUCUUGUAAUUCUCCCUCCAUGUGUGAAAGAGUUGCUGUUAGAAGACUAAUGGCUCGUGAUCUCCUACAUGGUGAGCUUCGCAUUCUCAAAUCCGCUUCUGCCUGGUUGGACAACUACUGCUUUUCCUUGAUUUGAUGAUCAGUUAAUGGCUACAACCACAGCACUAUCAGAAAGGACAAGUAGGAAAUAGCAUAUUUUUGGUUUUUGUUAUAUAACAAAAUAUCAGUUAACAAUAUCCUCAACGCUGGCACACACACACACAAUUUUUUCUUUAAA